GUCGAUACCUAGUCACCGACUGGAUGGGAGACUCCGGAGCGACCUGAAGCUUGAAGGCAUACAUCAUGCGAACGUCAUGGCGUCUAUAUGAUGAAGUGCAGCCUCAUGGACAAACUCAUCCUGUCGGCCAACUCAGGUUCUUCCUCACUCAAGAUCUCGCUAUACGCCCUUGCCAGCGAGGGAUUGGAUGAGCCAGUCGGGCUGCUCUUGCAGUCGUCCAUCUCUAAUAUCAGCGCGCCACCUGCGAAGUUUACCUUCAAGACGGUCAAAGGCACUCCCGAAGAGGUCGACGACAAGGUCGAGGUGGACGGCAUUGAUGACCACGCGUCAGCCUUCGAGCACUUCCUCAAACACUUGAAGGACGCUGCUGGAAUCGAGCGCGGACGUAUCUCGCAUGUGUGCCAUCGUGUGGUUCAUGGAGGGGACUACAGGGAUCCGGUCGAGCUGAGCUCGGGUGCGUAUCAUCAUAUUGAGCGAUUGUCGGACUUGGCGCCAUUGCAUAACGGCGCGGCCUUGUCUGUUAUACAGGGCGCAGCGGAUGCGCUACCGGGAGUCAAGUCGAUCGCAUUCUUCGAUACUGCUUUCCACCGCACGAUUCCCCCAUACAUCUCGGCAUACCCGGUUGACCAGACGGUGGCGAAGCAGAGGGGUCUGAAGAAGUACGGCUUCCAUGGCUUGAGUUACUCGUACAUACUGCGCGCAGUCUCCCAGCACUUGCAGAAGCCCGCAUCCUCCCUCAACCUCAUCCUCAUGCACCUUGGUUCCGGUGCCUCCAUCUGCUGCAUCCAAAACGGCCGCUCCCUCGACACCUCCAUGGGCCUCACACCGCUCAGCGGCCUCCCGGGCGCCACCCGCGCUGGUGCUGUUGACCCCUCCCUCAUCUUCCACUACACCAACAAGGCUGGACGCAUCACGCACGAGCCGAGUGCGGCGGUGGACCUGCGCGUCACGCAGGCGGAGGAUAUUCUGAACACGAAGUCGGGCUGGAAGGCACUGUGCGGGACGACGGAUUUCGGGGAAGUGAUACAGAAGGCGUUCGCAGCAGGUGGUGUUGGAAAGGGCAAAAGCGAGGGUAGCGAGCCAGCCUAUGCACCGGGCCCGGAUCUACUGGCUGGCGACCCGUCAUCAGAGAUGUCGCCUGAGCUGCUGGCGUUCAGCAUCUUCGUCGACCGCAUCCAGGGCUACCUCGGCUCCUACUUCCUCAAGCUGCAGGGCAACGUCGACGCGGUGGUCUUCAGCGGGGGGAUCGGAGAGAAGAGUCAGGAGCUGCGCAAGGUUCUGUGCGACAGGAUCACAUGCUUAGGCUUUCGACCGGUGUCGGAGGAGAGAAAUGCGAAGGUAGAUGAGAAGGGUGGCGCCGUGGUGGAAAUAGGGGAGGAGGAGACGGGGAAGAGGAGGUUGUUGGUGUGCCGGACGGAUGAGCAGCUCGAGAUGGCUCGACAGUGCGCGCUGAACGAGAAGUUUUGGUAGACUCAAUGUUUGGAGGACAUAGAAGUGUACUGUAUAGUGAGAGCUUCUUCAUAUGGCUAUCACAGCUUGCACAGCGUCGUCGCUUGCAGGUAUAGCAUCAUAAUCAUAUUCAGAGCUUGCACGUGUAAGCGACCUUCGGAAGGACCACUGUUGAAUUAUAUUCAUACGCUGUGCUCGGAUGGUGGACAUAUACUCACCGCUAUAUCGAUAAGCUAGAGUCUCUGG
Molecule: messenger RNA, 1695 nt
Organism: Schizophyllum commune H4-8
Lineage: Eukaryota; Fungi; Basidiomycota; Agaricomycetes; Agaricales; Schizophyllaceae
Product: acetate and butyrate kinase
Exons: 6
Coding region: 106-1470 (454 amino acids)
Biological process (GO): acetate metabolic process; phosphorylation
Molecular function (GO): acetate kinase activity
Source: RefSeq, a predicted model, not a curated record